Messenger RNA from Rattus norvegicus (Norway rat), 3930 nucleotides. It is a transcript of the gene Aplp2, whose product is annotated as amyloid beta precursor like protein 2. The record is from RefSeq and is a predicted model, not a curated record. Lineage: Eukaryota; Metazoa; Chordata; Mammalia; Rodentia; Muridae. Gene Ontology annotation, molecular function: molecular function activator activity; serine-type endopeptidase inhibitor activity; transition metal ion binding. Gene Ontology annotation, biological process: neuron apoptotic process; learning or memory; locomotory behavior. Gene Ontology annotation, cellular component: neuron projection; secretory vesicle; endomembrane system.
UCCCAACAAUUCAUCCUGUUUUUAAUUAAAACAUUUUCUAGAAGCUCCAAAGAGGGCGGUACCCAAAGGAAUAGGAAAAAUAUCCCGCAGGGUCGGGGGAGUGGGGCGCGCCCGAAUCCCGAAUCUGAAGGUGGAUGAUGUAGAGUCACCCCAAUAGAUAACCACGCAGGAGACUCCCGCCUUCGGAACAGCGGCCCACAGUCUGCCCGCGAAUACUCGUGAGUCCCCAGCCUCGAGUCCGGAGCGGGGGCGGGGCUGGCCGAGGCUUGGGGCGGGGCCAUGCGGGGGCACGCGCUGGGCGGGGAGGGGAGACGCUGCAUCCAUGCUCUGAUUGGGCCUUGGUUAAACAAGGGGCGGCAUCUUAGCUAGUUAUGCCUGCUCGUAUUGGAUCCUGUUGAAGAAGGGCGUGGUUUUGUGAAGUCAGUUCCGGUCGGUGUAAAACCCCCGGGGCGGCGGCGAACGGGCUUCAGACGCUUUUGGGUCGCGUUAGGGAGACGCUCUGGUCCGGUUGUGCGUGAGAGGAGGAGAGCCCAGCGCCACAGCGACCCGGAGAGGGAUGGCGGCCACCGGGACCGCGGCCGCUGCGGCCACCGGCAAGCUUCUUGUCCUGCUGCUGCUCGGGCUCACGGCACCCGCAGCGGCUCUGGCUGGCUAUAUCGAGGCUCUCGCAGCCAAUGCUGGAACAGGCUUUGCGGUUGCUGAACCUCAGAUUGCCAUGUUCUGUGGGAAGCUGAACAUGCAUGUGAACAUUCAGACUGGGAAGUGGGAGCCUGACCCAACCGGCACCAAGAGCUGCCUGGGAACAAAGGAGGAAGUUCUUCAGUACUGCCAGGAGAUAUAUCCAGAGCUGCAGAUCACAAAUGUGAUGGAAGCAAACCAGCCAGUCAAUAUUGAUAGUUGGUGCCGAAGGGACAAAAAACAGUGCAGGAGUCACAUUGUUAUACCAUUCAAGUGUCUUGUGGGUGAAUUUGUAAGUGAUGUUCUGCUAGUUCCAGAAAACUGCCAGUUUUUCCACCAAGAGCGGAUGGAGGUGUGUGAGAAGCAUCAGCGGUGGCACACAGUCGUCAAGGAGGCAUGUCUGACUGAGGGGAUGACCUUAUAUAGCUAUGGCAUGCUGCUGCCCUGUGGGGUAGACCAGUUCCAUGGCACUGAGUAUGUGUGCUGCCCUCAGACAAAGGUUGUUGACUCUGACUCCACUAUGUCCAAAGAAGAGGAGGAAGAAGAGGAAGAGGAUGAAGAAGAAGACUAUGCUCUUGAUAAAAGUGAAUUUCCUACCGAAGCAGAUCUGGAAGACUUCACAGAAGCAGCUGCAGAUGAGGACGAGGAUGAGGAGGAGGAGGAGGAGGAGGAAGGGGAGGAAGUGGUAGAAGACCGUGAUUACUACUAUGACUCCUUUAAAGGAGAUGAUUACAAUGAGGAGAACCCAACUGAACCCAGCAGCGAUGGCACCAUCUCAGACAAGGAGAUUGCUCACGAUGUUAAAGUUCCCCCGACUCCCCUGCCAACCAAUGAUGUGGACGUGUAUUUUGAGACGUCGGCUGAUGACAAUGAGCACGCCCGCUUUCAGAAGGCUAAGGAGCAGUUGGAAAUUCGGCAUCGCAGCCGAAUGGACAGGGUAAAAAAGGAGUGGGAAGAAGCAGAACUUCAAGCCAAGAACCUCCCCAAGGCAGAGCGACAGACCCUCAUUCAGCAUUUCCAAGCUAUGGUUAAAGCCUUAGAGAAGGAAGCAGCCAGUGAGAAGCAGCAGCUUGUGGAGACCCAUUUGGCCCGAGUAGAAGCAAUGCUGAAUGACCGUCGGCGCAUAGCUCUGGAAAACUACCUGGCUGCCCUGCAGUCUGACCCUCCUCGGCCACAUCGCAUUCUUCAAGCUCUUCGUCGUUACGUCCGUGCUGAGAACAAAGAUCGCCUGCACACCAUUCGUCAUUACCAACAUGUGUUGGCUGUUGACCCAGAAAAGGCUGCGCAGAUGAAAUCCCAGGUGAUGACACACCUCCAUGUCAUUGAAGAAAGAAGGAACCAAAGUCUCUCUCUGCUGUACAAAGUGCCUUAUGUGGCUCAAGAGAUUCAGGAGGAAAUUGAUGAGCUCCUUCAGGAACAGCGAGCAGAUAUGGACCAGUUUACCUCCUCCAUCUCAGAGAACCCUGUGGAUGUCCGGGUGAGCUCUGAGGAAAGUGAGGAGAUCCCGCCGUUCCACCCUUUCCAUCCCUUCCCAUCCUUGUCUGAGAACGAAGACACUCAGCCGGAGUUGUACCACCCAAUGAAAAAAGGAUCUGGAAUGGCAGAGCAAGAUGGGGGCCUGAUUGGUGCAGAAGAAAAGGUGAUCAACAGUAAGAAUAAAAUGGAUGAAAAUAUGGUCAUUGACGAGACUCUGGAUGUUAAGGAAAUGAUUUUCAAUGCUGAGAGAGUUGGGGGUCUGGAGGAAGAGCCGGACUCUGUGGGGCCUCUACGGGAGGACUUCAGUUUGAGCAGCAGUGCCCUUAUUGGCUUGCUGGUCAUCGCGGUGGCCAUUGCUACAGUCAUCGUCAUCAGCCUGGUGAUGCUGAGGAAGAGGCAAUACGGCACCAUCAGCCAUGGCAUUGUGGAGGUUGAUCCAAUGCUCACCCCAGAAGAGCGUCACUUGAACAAGAUGCAGAACCACGGCUAUGAAAACCCAACCUACAAAUACCUGGAGCAGAUGCAGAUUUAAGGACAGCAGCGUGUGCGACACCCUGGCUGAGGCUGCUGCAGGUGGGCUGGAAGAGCCUCAGCGUUUGUGCUUGACUGCUGACCACCAGCGGUGCCAGAGGCCUCAUCCUACAUCCUGCUCUCCUGGAUUGUUAAGACUAUAAAGUACUACUGUAGGAUUGCAAUUUCCAUUCUUUUAAAUGGGUUUAAAAGAUGUUAAUAUAACAAUAUAUGAUAUAUAAACCUUAAGUGAAAAAAAGAUCUAUUGCAGAUAUCUGAUGGAUGUAGUUUUCUUUUUUUAAAUUAGAAAUGCCACUUCUAUUGUAUUGUCUCACACAUGCUCUAUAUAAAUGGAAAAUGUUGAUUUUUCAAUGAUAGACUAUAUACACAGGCUGUUCCCGUUAUGUAAGUCUGUUCUUUAGGCUCGUUUGCUGGGCUGGUUUUGUCGUCAUUUGUUUUAAUGUAUAAAGGCAGUAUUCCCCUUUUCAGGUUGCUGAGAAAUGUAAGUGGAACUGAAGUACAUUGUAUGCAGUUACUGACUGUUUUAGGCAUAGUCUCCUUGGAAGCCUAGUGCUUCCAGUGCCGGGUGUCCAGUGCUGUCACCAAGCAAGGCUAAGUCACCUUGAGCUAGCUGGAUGCAAAACUAGAUCCACUGUGCUUUCCUUCAAAUCCAGUUCUUCCACAGCAACCAGCCCAUAGUUGUUCUGUGUUCUUCCACAGCUGUUUACGGUAGCCUCCUAGCCACUCUCCUCAGCAAGUGCAUCCAAGAGUGCACCACCCCCUUCUUUGGACGUCUCCGUCCCAUGCACUGACCCUCUGCUUGCCUUCGUACCUCACUUCCUCCACCGCUCUUCAGCCCCUUUGAUGUCCCCUCAGAGAAUACCGAUAUACACAUGGCUAAGGACCCAGGAGACUUCACGGGAGGCCUCAUUAGGUGAAAGGACGAUGUUCUGGGCUGUACAUGAAAUUGGAUCUGUAGACACUGUGUUUCCUUCACUGACUUGUAAUGUCACGCAGCUGGAGUUGAUGCCACAGCCCUUAGUGCUUUGUUGCUGUUUUGUUUUUCAGGGUUCUGGUAACCUGCUACUGUUUUUGUUUUGGUUUUGGUUUGGUUUUUUUUGUAUUUUUCUGUGAUUUCCCUCCCCUUCCCCCCCAUGCCUCUUCCCACUAUGCACAGAUGGAAACUUUACCUACAAACUCCUUCGUAUGAUCUGUGGAGAAUGUACAGAACUUAUUACAUCAAUAAAACACUUUAACUUCCCCCGA